GCCAUCUGGAUCGCGCUCGCGACGUGAACUGGCGCGCACUGUCCACUGAAUGGCGACCAAGAUGCGCCCUCUCCAAACCCUCCGUGGUUGUUGUUCUUCAUUCAAAACGUCAUGUCUCACGUCUAAGAGAGAGGGCGUUCGUUAGUGGGAGAAAGUGGGAGGGUCGUAAGUCAGGUAAUCACUGACGUCACGGGACCUUGAAGCACGUGCAGUUUCCCGCCGAAGCGGACCAGCAAGGGGACCUUUCCCAACAGACGGGCCUCCGCCGGCGCGCAGGUAGGACACAGGAAGAACGCACCUGUUCCCGCGAAUGCCUUGUGUUCGGUCUGGACAACGGCCGCUUCUUCUUGGAUAGCGGACCACGAGUCGCCGUACCCAUGGGCUCGUGCUCAACUCAAGAAGAAUUUGAUCUCAUCUUCAAGUGGGACUUUCGCCUUGUGCCUUGUGAUGUUGACUGCUUUUCGAUAUAAGGAUUAGAAGGAGAAAGAAGAAGUUGUGGGACUUGGAAUUCCCUGCUGCGCGAUUCUGUGCGUUUCGCCUGGAAUUUGUGAACGCUGUUUGCUUUACCAGUCGGUAGUUGACCAAACUGUCACGGAUGACUUUAGGAAUGAUGAACCAACUUUGCAAAGUGUGCGGAGAACCCGCCGCUGGAUAUCAUUUCGGUGCCUUCACGUGCGAGGGUUGCAAGUCAUUCUUCGGCCGAACCUACAACAACCUAGCUGCAUUGGGAGACUGCAAGAACAGCGGCCAAUGUGUGAUCAACAAGAAGAAUCGAACAUCCUGCAAAAGCUGCCGGCUCAAAAAAUGCCUCAUGGUUGGCAUGUCUAAAAGCGGUUCCCGUUAUGGUCGGCGUUCCAAUUGGUUCAAAAUCCACUGCCUUAUUCAAGACCAGGCGGAAAUGAACUCACGUAUCGCCGAGCAGCAGCAACAGCAUUUAGGCGGCAGUGGUGCCUCGCAGCUAGCGGGACUGUACGAAAAGCAACUCGACAUGUUGGGCCAGCCUUUUGGCAAAGUACCUGACGACGUAAACGGCACGACGUCCCCUUUGUCAACCUCAGACAAACAGCCAUCCUCCCCCGCCUCGUCAACAUACCCUCCACCGUCGUCUUCCGCUAGUACUGUUGGUUCAGCGACGCCGACCGCAUUUGAGACCAAGUCGAAUGGGGACAGUCCUCCGAGCGACGCCUUCCCCUAUCAUCCAGUGUCACCAGUGUCACCAAUCUCGCCACUCCAUCCUAGCAAGUUCUUCUUCCAUCCGGGUGCCGGUGUGUUCUUCGGCAAAGUUCCCGUCACCCACAACGGUGUGCCGAAGAUGUAUGCGGAAGGCGGAGGCGCUUACCCUUAUUCACCGCGGUUCCACCAGUUCCCGUUCAGCCCCAUGAGGUACCAUAGAGACUUGCUUCAUCCGUCUACGCUCGUUGUUAAUGGCGAAUGUAUCGCGGAUCUUCCUGAGCAAGAGAAGCCGAUCGACCUCUCCGUUAAGAAAUCUUCGUCACCGAGUGCGACACCCACUGCGGACCGCUUCAAUGACGACGAGGAGGAGGACGUGAAGCCGCCCUUGUUCGCUCCGGCGACAAGUGGUGUCGGACCGGAAAUCCCGCUUGACCUAAGGAGCGCCAAGAAGUGUUGAGAAGAGGACAUUUUGUCACCUACAUUGUUGUUGAUCAAUCAUGUCGUUAGAAAACGGGCGGACACCACUACUAACAGUGCUCACUGCGUCACGCUUUUUGCGCAGGUAGCGUGUUCACACAGUUUUUUUUUUUUUUUCUUUAUUGCGUGUCAAAGUUCAUUGUAAUAUAUACAUACGAACAUGUAUACAGGGUGUUCGACUUGGCUCUGGCAAAAGUAAGAGGUGGAAUAGCGCACGUUUUCCAGAGCUGUUACGACAUUGGUACCUGCCACAAAAAAUAUCGUUGAAUCCUUCGCUUCAAGUUGUUCUUGUAGUCUCUGAAGGUCGUCGGCAUUAAAGUGAUACUACUACAGGUGAUGACCAGAACUAACAUUGGAGGAUAUUUAAAAAUGUAUGUAAAAAGUAAUUCCACAUGUGCCUUGGUAAACAUUAAGAGAACCUGAGUGGCAAUUCUUAUCAUAAGCACUCCGUUCGCACGCUCUAGCUAGCAUAACAAAACGUUCGUGAUAUUCUCUCUCUUACUUUUGUCGAGCUUGGAAAAAUGAAGUCGAUACUCUGUAUAUUGUAUGCAUUAUGGUGCGCUGAAGAAGAAAAAGUAUAUGAGGAUGCCCCGUCUGCCUACCAACAUGUCCUCUGUGUGGGACAACCACUUACGGGCACGAGCAGUUUCCAACCAUUUCACAAGGGCAUUGCAAAUGACUCAAUGUACGUACACUAGUGUUUGUUACGUGACCAUUCAGGUUUCUGUCGUCUUUUCAUUUUCUUGUUCCAUUGCAAACAAUGUUCCUACAAACGUUCUAUUCUUGCUACGAGUGACCACCGAUCUUCUUGUGGCAAACGAACAGAUAUUUUCGGGACUCGAGACAAAGCUUUAAUCUAUUUAAAAGUCUCUAAAACAUGUCUGAACUUGGGUAAAAUAUUUACUGUGCAGAAGCAAGACUUUUGAUUCGCCAUUAUCGUACUGGCCUCCGGACAACCUGAAAAAACAAAAACAAAAAAACCCGGAAAAGUUGGCAGUCCAUCCAUCUCAGCCGUUAAUUUAUUUCCGUUUUCUGUUACUUCCUGUCGUGUUUCAGUUCAGUUUUUAACUCAGUUCAGUUUAAUUUACAUAAUGGAUCGAAAGUAGGAUCAGAAACGAUACAUUUAAACCAUCAAGCAUUUACAAAACUUUUCAAAACAAAUAUCCCUCUUAUAUUGGUUUAUUGGUUUGUUAACACUGAAUAUUCGCACAUAGCUACCUUUAUUCCCUAACUGGCGAAUUAAAUAUGUCU
This is a messenger RNA of Ornithodoros turicata, 2901 nucleotides long. RefSeq names its product protein embryonic gonad-like. The record is from RefSeq and is a predicted model, not a curated record. Lineage: Eukaryota; Metazoa; Arthropoda; Arachnida; Ixodida; Argasidae. Gene Ontology annotation, cellular component: nucleus; chromatin. The transcript is spliced from 4 exons. The coding region runs from base 596 to 1630 and encodes 344 amino acids. Gene Ontology annotation, molecular function: estrogen response element binding; nuclear receptor activity; zinc ion binding. Gene Ontology annotation, biological process: regulation of transcription by RNA polymerase II.